Molecule: messenger RNA, 3733 nt
Organism: Micropterus dolomieu (smallmouth bass)
Lineage: Eukaryota; Metazoa; Chordata; Actinopteri; Centrarchiformes; Centrarchidae
Gene: inpp4b
Product: inositol polyphosphate-4-phosphatase type II B
Exons: 20
Coding region: 120-2666 (848 amino acids)
Cellular component (GO): cytoplasm
Molecular function (GO): phosphatidylinositol-3,4-bisphosphate 4-phosphatase activity
Source: RefSeq, a predicted model, not a curated record
AGCAGGGGGAGGCGAGAGGUAUGGGGAGAAACGCCUGCAGGAGGAGGAGGACAGACUGAGCCCAGCUGUUGGCUCAUUUACCCACCCAGGCGAACAAAGACCCGCUGUUUCUGACGGGGAUGACCUUCCCUUCAGAGUAUCCUGCCAGCCCGGAGACACUAGUCAAGCUGAGUGUGUAUGAUGCAAAGGACAAGAGCCAGGAAUCAAGCAGCUUCCUGGGUAGUGCCACAUUUUCAGUAGGCGAUUUGCUGAGGGCUAAAGAUGAACGCCUGGCCUUGAGUCUCAGGUCAUCUGAUGGUGUGUGCACAGCGGGAACUGUGGUGGUGAGUCGUCUGAAGAUGGGGGAGAUGGAGGAGGUUGACAUAGACCACAUCACCACCGACAUACCGUCACAGAAGUGUCCCUUGGUUUGUGACUCUGCGUCCCAUGCCUGCAUCGACAGAGAAAACAACCCUCUGACAGGACCAGUGUUCAAGAACCCAGUAAGCAAGGUGUACAGAUUUCAAACUAUGGACAGCAAAUGGAUGCUCGUGCGGGAACAAAUGGAGGAGUGCACGUUGUCCUUUAGCAUCCCCAAACAACUGCUCUCACUGUAUAUCCAGGAGGACAUGAGCAGGGUGCAGGACCUGAGGGAGCUGGGGGAGCUUUCUCCACACUGGGACAACUUAAGAAAAGAGGUGAUCACACGAUAUGGAGGAAUCAUCAGCUCCUACCAGGAGACUUUGGCAGAACUGGACAAGAUUACUGGUUGCUCAUUCAAGCCAAGCUGCUGCAAAGCCCAGAAAUCUCUGGAGUUCAUCCCGAUAAACUUACACACCCAGAGGAUGAGGGUGACGUGUCCCAGAAAAACAGAUGCAUUCUAUGACAUUGUGACUGUCGGUGCCCCUGCAGCCCACUUCCAGGGCUUCAAGUGUGGUGGUCUGCAGCGUCUCCUUAGCAGAUAUGAAGCAGAGAAAAAGAGCUUCAGCACUGCCUUCCAGUGUAUCUACUACUCUCCAGAGCACACAGCCAAAGCUCAGGAGGUACUCAGCACCAUGAGCCUCCUCCAGCCUCUCAUCACAAGUUUAGCGGACCAGCUCCUCCAGGCUGCCCAGGAGCACUCUUCCUCUGGACUGAGGGAUGCACUCAAGAACCUUUCUGACAAGACAGAACAAUUUGUUCACACACUUAAGGAUGAAUUGGUCAAGAGUGCACUACUAGCACUGCACGCAGCGCGCCCUGGGUACGUUUCCAAGAACCACACGCAAACCCCGGUGCAUCAAGGCUACAUCCACCAGAGUAGCGAACAGAGUCAGAGCCCAGUCCAGGGACUUCCAGGCCACAGUCCGGCUAUGUCAAUCACUGAGAGCACAGCAGUGUGUAAUAAUGUGGAAGGAUCGCAAACCAUGACAAGAGGAGAAGGUGGGCUUGUGAAGCACCAAGAGUCCAUACCGCACCAUAAAGAGUACGACGAGGAGGAAUGGGACAGGGUGUGGGCAAACGUGGCCAAAUGUCUCAACUGUGUAAUCGCCAUGGUGGAUAAAAUCCAGGAAGAAGACAACAACAAGCAAGAGCCGGUCACUGAGCAGCAGCUAGCUGAUGUCAUCACCUCACGCAACCCCGGCGACUGGAGGGAGCAGCUGAAUCCUCUGGUGACCAGGUUAAAGGAGUGUGUAAUGGAGGUGGUGGAGAAGGCUAAGAGAGCCAUGACCUUUGUGCUCCUGCAGGAGGCAGCCUGCAGCAUUCCACAGGGCUUCCUCCUCCAACAGAGGCGAGAGGUGGUCUUCAGUCAGGCACUGGCAGCCUUAGCCUGUGGUUUUGUCAUGAGGCUGUAUGCAGGGAUGCAGGACAAAGGCUUCCUGAGGCAGCUUCACCUGGUUGGCCUGGUGGCACAGUUUGAGAGCCUGCUCAGCACCUACAGUGACGAGAUUGGGAUGCUGGAGGACAUGGAGGUUGGAAUCUCAGACCUGCAGAGAGUCGUGUUCCAGAUUACUGAGGCCAAAUCAGAUGACCUCAAUGACCUUCAGCCUUUAGUGUGUGGCCGACGAGACCACUUCACUGUAGAAGUGCCAUUACCACGACUGGUUUUCCAGACCUUGCCAGAAGAGAUUAAGGAUGGAAAGCCUCUACGAGUAUUCCCUGUGCUGUUUAACGUGGGCAUCAAUGAACAGCAAACUAUAGCAGAGAGGUUUGGAGAUAUCUCUCUACAAGAAAGAAUAAACCAGAAGAACUUUGAGAUGUUAGAAGCCUACUACAAAUCGUUAAGUGAAAAGGUGCCACUAGAAUGUCUACCAUGUUUUCAGACACAGACUGACAUAAAGGAAUUACUUGAAACCCUGGGCCAGAAUGUAGUUACAAAGAAGAGAAAAAAUGUGGAGAUACUAUGGAUUGCUGGAACGAUCUGCCGAAGGUUAAAUGGUAUCAGGUUUACCAGCUGUAAAAGUGCCAAAGACCGGACAUCCAUGUCUGUCACAUUAGAGCAGUGUGCCCUCCUACGUGAUGAACACCAGCUCAACAAGGAUUUCUUCAUCCGUGCUCUGGACUGUAUGCGAAGAGAAGGAUGUCGGAUUGAGAACGUUCAAAAGAAUAUUAAAUGCAGGAAAUAUGCCUUCAACGUGUUGCAGCUGAUGGCCUUUCCCAAGUGCUACCGGCCGCCAGAGGGGACUUACGGCAAAGUUGAUUCUUGAAGACAUAAGCCAUGUAAAACCAGUCGUUGUGUGUUACCCAGAUAGUAAACAUGAAAGCGUAAAACAAAAAUGUAAAAUGUUUUAUUCUUUGUAACCAAAAAGACUUUCUGGAUGUUACAUUUUGUUUCUAUUUGUUUACUUUUUGGUUGCUCUGGUAUGUGUUCACUGACUUAAGCUGGAUUUGCCCAAAAGGUGUUGUAAAAUUUAUGCACUUUUCUAUUUUUGCAUUGUUUAUUUUUCAUGGCCUAAACAGGGAAAAUACACAGUGUGUAUAUAAUCUGUGUGUGGCUGUACAGUAUGUUCAUGAUCUUUUUUGAGGUGUCUGUGUGCGUGAAGAAUUCCACUCUUGCAUGAAUUAAAUUUUUCUGAGCUCUUUGAGAGGUGAUGGAAUCUGAGCUUGCUCCAUUUGUGAGACGCAGUUUAAAGCUUUAACAAAUGGGCUGACUUGCAAGCGUUGGAGUUGAGGCUAUUUUUUGUGAAAUAGUCUGUUUCAAUGUUCAAGAAGGAACUUCCAUGCUACAGUGAUUUUUGUGGUAUAAAUACUGCCCUCCCACACUGGAAACAGCAUAAUUUCACAUUUGGCUGCGCAGAGCUUUGCCAGAUGAAAGUGCCAGAUUCAAAACUAAAAGUGUUCAUUCCUUUCUGCAGUUCUUUUGCAGUGGAUGUAUACAUUUUCAUGGCAUUACAUAUCCAGGUCCAAACUUUCCCUAUGUUGUUUUUGACUGUUGCAGACGUAUUUUCAUUGUCCUCUGUGAAUAAUCAGAAGUUACAUACCAGUAUUAUAAAGCAUAUGUUGAAUCCUGUUUCCUUUUGACAACUCACCCCAUUCUCUUAAUGGUUGCACUUGAGCUUUUUCCAUAAUAUUUUUAUAUCUCAAGGUACAGGCCUGUGAAAACCACAUGAAGUACUGUCCAGGAAAUUAAAAGAGGAUGAUGGUUAUUGGGCCAUCAUUUCUAAAUGCUAUAUAAUAAAUUCCAUUAUUUAUUUUUGUAUUCUAAAAUUAUUUUAUAUUCUAAGGGUUGAUACCUUGGACUAAUGCAUGUUUAAAAUGUAUUUCUUGUGUUGUA